ACGUAUAAUAUAUAAUUUAAAUAAAGGAUCAUAUUUAGAGAACAGCCAUAUUUGUUGUGGCAGCUGAAGCUUUUUAAUAUUUUACGUAACUUCCGUAUCCGGUUGGACAUUUCUUCUUUUAUCCCUGUCGGUUAUUUCGGAAGGAAAUUGGGAACAUGGCUGGCCGUCGCGCUGCUCUCAAAGCCAUCGACUGGAUGGCGUUUGCCGAGAGGGUUCCGCCCAACCAGAGGGCCAUGUUCAACGGCCUGAAGACGCGUAGCGAUGCCAUCGCGGCCAGGUUGCGCUCGCUGCCAGAGAAGCCCGCUCCGAUCGACUGGAGCUUCUACAAGGGCGCGGUGGCCAACGUCGCCAUGGUGGAAGAGUUUGAGUCGAAGUUCGCUGCCCUGAGCAUCCCUGAGCCUGUGGACACGGAGACCAGCAAGAUCGAUGCCCAGGAGCUGGAGGCAAGCAAAACCGCUGUUGCCUACAUUGAGGGAUCCAAAGCUCGCAUCAGCCAGUAUGCGCAGGAGCUGGAGAAAUUCAAGAACAUGAUCCCCUUCGAUCAGAUGACCAUCGAUGAGUUGAACGACGUGUUUCCGGAGACGAAACUGGACAAGGAGAAGUAUCCGUACUGGCCGCACAAGCCCAUCACCGAUCUGUAGUCCCUCCCGCAUCCUCCAUCCUGGCUUCCUGUCCGCACUCCCCGUGGGAGCAGAGUGUGUGCGCUGAUUAGACAUAUUUCAAAAUAAAAGUCUGUACAGUUAAUGUUG
Messenger RNA from Anguilla anguilla (European eel), 749 nucleotides. RefSeq names its product ATP synthase peripheral stalk subunit d (gene atp5pd). The record is from RefSeq and is a predicted model, not a curated record. Lineage: Eukaryota; Metazoa; Chordata; Actinopteri; Anguilliformes; Anguillidae. Gene Ontology annotation, molecular function: proton transmembrane transporter activity. The transcript has 6 exons. The coding region runs from base 156 to 641 and encodes 161 amino acids. Gene Ontology annotation, biological process: proton motive force-driven ATP synthesis.